This is a messenger RNA of Scylla paramamosain (green mud crab), 2189 nucleotides long. RefSeq names its product cancer-related nucleoside-triphosphatase homolog. NCBI's taxonomy places the organism in Eukaryota, Metazoa, Arthropoda, Malacostraca, Decapoda, Portunidae. Bases 273 to 848 code for a protein of 191 amino acids. Gene Ontology annotation, molecular function: ATP hydrolysis activity. The record is from RefSeq and is a predicted model, not a curated record. The transcript has 5 exons.
AGAGAGAGAGAGAGAGAGAGAGAGAGAGGAAGGAGAAAGAGGAACUAAUACAAAGGAACGGAGAACUGAUGCGAGCAAGAGAAGUGAGGAAGAGAAAAAACACCUCGGAAAAAUAAGUUACAGCGGAGGAGAUAGAGCAAUAGAACAAGGAGAGGAGGAAAAGAGAAAAGGAGAGAAGGAGGAGCCGAUUCGGAGGCACCAAAUCUGUCUUGAGCGGGUCUUGACAAUAACAACAAAGAGUUUUAGUGGCCAGGGCUGUUGUGCCUUGUGCAAUGACUUCCUCCUACAGGCACGUAGCUCUAAUGGGUCCGCCAGGUGUGGGCAAGACGACUUUCAUAAAAAAGGUCGUGGGUCGCCUGCAGGAGGGCGGACUGACCUGCCAGGGGUUCUACACAGAGGAGGUGCGGCAAGAGGGGUCCCGCACUGGCUUUGAUGUGGUCACCUUGGAGGGCCAGCGAGGGAUUCUGGCAAGAGUGAGCCCUGAGGAUAGCGUUCGGCAGGGCCCCCGUGUCGGCAAGUAUGCUGUUGAUGUGGCAAGCUUCGAGUCACUGGCCCUUCCUGCUCUUCACACUGAGCUGUCCAGGCCGGCUGUUUUAGUGCUGGAUGAGGUUGGGAAGAUGGAAAUGUUUAGCGACGACUUUGUGAAGGGAGUACGGCAGGCGAUCUCCAGCCCAUCCUCCACCAUCCUGGCCACCAUCCCCAUCCCUAAGGGCAAGCCUAUACCGCUGGUGGAGGAGAUCAGGCGGAACCACAGCUUUCUAGUGGUGCAUCUGACACGAUCCAACAGGGAUGACCCAACACUGCAGGAGAAGAUUAUGAACAUAUUAAGAGCCUCCCUCAAGAUUUGAUGAGCUUGCCAAUAUCGACCAGUCAGUAUAUGUGCUUCAUCUGUGGAUCUGGAUGUUCAGUCUUCUGUUAUUCAUUAUUAUUAUUAUUGUUUUUCUUAUGUAGGAAUCGGAUUUUGGGCAUUGAAGUUUGGAGGGUCAGGUAUAUUGCCAGCCAGGUAUUGCUUUCUUCACAUACACAGGCACUAAACCAUUCAUCCAGUGUUUAAGGAUUGGGAUUAAGAUUUGGGGCUUCUAAGGGCAGGAUCUGAUCUUUUAUCCAGUGUGAGUGUUCGGGUAUCCAGGAUUCUUGGUGGUUCCAGUGAUAGGGAUUAUGGCAGCAAAAGACUACAUCAUUUACCUGAGGCAGCUAUUGACUUAAGGCUUCCUAUUAAUGAUUAGUUGUUGUUAUCAUUAUUAUUAUUAUUAUUGUAUUAGAUUUUCCUCCUCUCUUCCUGACCUCAGCAUGCACAGGCCAGGGAGAGAGACAGAGAAGAGGAAAAUCUAAUACAAUAAUAAUAAUAAUAAUAAUAAUAAGAGCAACUAGCCCUAACAUCUUAGUUGUCAUGAAAGUACCAGUGUGUGCAGUUAACACAAUCAUGUCUAGUUUACCUUGCUCAUGGCCUAGCCUUGGCGUAUAUUCAGGUAAAGAAUAAGAAAUGUUAGGAGUGAAAUCAUACUUAACAGCUACAAAUUAAUCUAUAUACCAGCAAUCACACACAUGGUGGCCCAGACAAAAGCACCCCCCCUCCCCACACACAUUCAGCCCUGUCUGCCCCUGGUGGAAAGGGACAGUCUUGUGGACCACUCUACAGGAGCUUAGCCAUGGCACAGCUGGCCACAUCACACAAGAAAUUAGUUCUGUUUUAAAUAUUAGUCUCUUUGAUCUCAUAACAUAGAAAGAGGCAGUAGGAGAGUUGACACAGAUGGUAGGUGAAAGGAAAUAUGUGGCAGGGAGCUGGGAACCUGAGGGAGGGCUACCUGGGUGACCAUGUUGCCAUAGCUAGCCCCUCUUAGUUACCCAUGGUGAGAGUUCUGGUGCAUGGUGUGGUGCCUGUGUCUGCUGCCAUGUAUCUGUGGCCUUGGCUUCUAUUAGGGUAAAUUUAGCAAUAUUCAUGUUUCAAUAGGUGAAGAUCUUUUCCUGCUCACUUGCUUGUAUUUGUGUCAUUUUGUGUUUGACUCACAACAUUGCCAGCGAUCAUUGCCACAGCCGGGGCAACAAACACUUCUUGGAGUGGUUACCUGUCUGGCGGUGGUGGCAUGGUAUAGCAUCAUGAGUGAAUGUUCAGUCAGUAUGUGGUGGUGGAUAUUCAUGUAAUGCUUGAAUAUUAUGAUGACAAAAGUAAAUAUUAAGACAUAAAUCAA